GCUUCUGCCGUGAUUGGCACAGGAAGGGUGGGGAUUUCUACUCUUCUUGCGGAAUCGCCAUCAAGAGAUUUCGGAAGCACAAUUUUUAAAACAGGGGAUGGUAGUGACCGCUCGUCCUAUCGCCCCGCUAUAGUUCUGUUCAAUGAUAACACAGUAUAUUCUACAACCUUGGAAAAGUGUCCGUACUGACUCUCGCGGUGCCUACCGUAUACUGUCUGGAUCCGAGUUCUGGUCACUUAAUAAUUGUGGCUUGAUAAUGAAAUGACAACAGGGACACGGGAAUGUAAUAUUUCACGUUGAGGAUACUGUUCAACUGUAACCACACGCUUCGGCACUCAAAAUGUCAACAUUUUUUUCACGUGUUGCAGAAGCCAUAGUUCGGUCUAUGAGAUAAGAAUACAUGCAUUAAGCACGCAAUUAGGCGUUGCAUAGUUAUUUGCCGCCAUCGUACGUAACAUAGUUCAUAAAACUACUUUAGUGCUUGUGAUUUAGGUGAGUUGCAGUUGAGUUUUGACGGGUUUUAACAGGAGCAUGAAAACUGAGCGAGCGCUAUCCAGCAGGAAGUCAUGCUAUAUCCGUGAAGUGCGCAUGCGCCGCAGCUCUCUACAAUCUAGGGAUGCGUUUGUCUUCAUAAAACGAUGAACAAACUCCCGAGUAGCUGUUGCACGCAAGCGGCCCCCCCUCUCUAGGCUACUCUCAUGAGUGUGAUGGCGACCACCGAGGAGGUCACGGUGUCCAUGGGGGAGGUGGUGAUGGUGGGGAAGGGUGAGGAGGAAGGUGAUCCUGAUGACCCCAAUAAGACUCAGGUCAUCCUUCAGCUCCAGCCAAUCACCGUCGGAGAUGAGUCCGCUGAAACAGAUGCAGCUGUCAUGGCUGUUGAAUCUUCUCCAGAGGAAACCGAGGGAGACGACGUCGAGAUUGGCUGUCCUAUAACAUGCGGCGACAGCAAAGCUGUAUUGCUACUGAAGAAAUUUGUGUGCCCAGGAAUCAAUGUGAAAUGUGUGAAGUAUGAAGACCAGCUGAUCAGUCCCAAGCAGUUUGUGCACAUCUCUGGAAAAGCCACUCUGAAAGACUGGAAGAGAGCCAUCAGGAUGGGGGGCGUCAUGCUAAGAAAAAUGAUGGAUUCAGGUCAGCUGGACUUCUACCAGCACAGCACGCUGUGUACCAACACGUGUCGAAGCACCAAGUUUGACCUUUUAAUCAACAACACGCGCUUCCCCCCGGACGGCAGCGGGCUUACCACGCCUACGUCCUCUCAAGCUCAGGUGGUCCUGGGUAAUGGCGGAGCAGCCGGCGACGAUAGAGCUGAGGUCCUGAGCGGGAAGUCGGACUGGAGCUCGAACUCACUUGAAGAAAAGAAAGGAUCUAAUGAGAUCUCAGAGGACACGCUGAACUUCUGGAAGGGCAUCGCCGAUGUGGGUUUAUUAGGUGAAGUGGUGACGAACAUCAACACGGAGCUGCUACAGCUGUUGAAUGGCGUGCAGCAGCGCACGGAGCCCGCUGCUCUACAGGACACAGAUUCCUGUCUGGUAGAGGUGGCGGUGCUCAGUAACCUUGCCCAAGUCUUCGGCCUCCUCGACUCGGUCAAGAAGAUUCUGGAGAGGAGGAGGCAGCAGACGGAUCCCGGCCAGGAGGAAAUCCUCAGCACACUCACCAACCUGGAGGUGCAGCUGGAAGAACAGAGGAAGCAGCAGCAGGUCCGCGCUCUACUCUCCUGUCCGCAGCCCGCGAGAAAUAAAACUCCCACCAAGCGGCCGACCAAGCGGCCUCGCCUCCAGAGGCCGGCCUCCUCCACCGCCACCAUCCUGACCUCCCCCAUCAGCCAGCAGCCCACCCUGCAGCCCCAGCAGUUCACCGUUCUUUCCCCGAUCUCGCUCUCCUCCGUUGGCCAGCCGUUCACCGUGGCAGGCCUGCCCAUCGCGUCCCUGGCCCAGUCCUCCAACACGGUCACCCUGCUCCCCGCCGGAUCGCAGCUCUUUACCCGCUACAUGGUGGCCGGGGACGGAAAGACGGACACCAUCACCUUGCACCCGUCCUCUGGCCUCACGCUGGUGGGCACCACCGCCAUGCAGGACUCCGGCCAACUGGGUACAGUCAUGAGCCCCGUCGAGCUGGUGCAACUGAGCCAGCAGGCUGGCGGCGCGGAGGUGAUGCCCAUCGAAGGCCAGGUGGUGGACGGGACCAUGCUGGUGCAGCAGGAGGUGAUGCAGGGCGAGGUGGAGGCGAGCCAGGAGCACACGGUCAUCGAAAUCAACCCGGCUCCGGUGGAGCAGACGGUGGGAGUGAUGGAGCUGCAGCUGACUGGGGAGUCGGGGAGGGACGGGGCCACCAUGGUGGUCCAGAGCGGGAUGGAGGUGACGAUGGCGACGGAGUCGGACGAGACGCAGUGCCAAAUGCAGGAGGCGCAGACUGAAGAGGUGCAGAGCCUGCAGCUGGAUACCGGCACUCAGCUGUCAGGGGUACAGAUAGUGGUGAUAGAAGAAAAUACUCAGGAAGAAAACGAGGUCAAAUGAGACACUCUCAUCCGGCACGGCAGGUAUGAACUCAUGGAUUGAGCCGUCACUGACUGGUGAAGCUGUAAAUAAACAGAAAUUUCCAAAUCCACAUAUUGCUUUGGCUUGAGGCAAAGCACUAGGGUCGCCAUUUUUCCUUUUUGGUGUGUUUGAACAUGUUCCCUUCAGCUUCGUUUUUAUUGAAACAAAGGGGCAUAGUAACAAAUAAUAUACUCAACGCUUCUGUUUGUUUUAUAUUCAAAGGGUAGCUCUGGUUCAUGACAAUGUGGAUCUUAUUUUGUGGUUUUAGCCCUCAAUUCUGUUCCGUUUAUGACUUAAAUGUUGAAACCUGGAAAGAUGGAGUUAUGGAAGCAUCACUAAAAUUAUGGCAAAUGAUCAAACCGGAUUUAAACAGUCCCUCAGUAGAACUAAAUAAAACAAAUCUCCUCACACAUAACCAUCAUCACAGGUUACAGGCUUUGUGGUUGACUCCAGUUUGUUCUAUACGGAUGCAUCAUUACCAACAAUAUUGGUUCCCAACAAUUUCCUGAAUCCAGCCUCCACACCCAAACAUAAAGAAUCUUUUGGUUACUGACUGAAGAUGUCUUACUUGGCUAGAAUCUAAAAUUGGACUAUAGUGAGUCUCCUGUCACACAAAGCAAAGAAAAACAGCAAAUCAUCACAAAUAUGGAGCUGGAAUAUUGCUUGAAAUUUGAGUUAAAAUAUUAAUUGAUCAUCAUUACCAUCGCAGAUGAAUUUCCUCUAAUAAUAAAAUGGCCACAAACUAAGACUAUGGAACCAAACCCUGUAAUAAGCCAUAAUUGUCUUUCAAGCCUCCACGAACAACCUGGCGACAAGAGAAUGCACAUGUAAGUUCACAUGUUCCUGUUAGAGACGCAGUGGCAGACGGCUGGAAGUCUCUGCCGUCCACCGGACUCAUUACCAGUAACAGUGUUGGCGUUACCUUAAGGCUGGGAAUUAAUUGCACUGUUUGUUGUGUCGCACCACGCUGAAUUGUUUUUGCACUGUGUGGCUCCCCGUAGGACUACAGUUACAAUGCUACAAAUGUCUGUUCCUUCUGAAUAUUCGGCGCGCCUUUUUAGGGGGCGUGCCGAGUGUUUCUCUUUGCGUAGUUGAAUGAAAACAGACUGAACUCCUCACUGGAACGGCAUCUUUUAUGCACUUUCCUCUGUGGUUCCUUACAGCCUGGUAGAUUGUCUCAGCUGUUCCUUCAUUGUGAACGCCUUUUUUUUUUUUUUUUUUUUUUUUUUUUGCGUUCUGUCAGUACCAUAGAUGGAGUGAGCUACUGGGCAGAUUGAGUCAGGACAUAAAAGAACAUAUAUAUAUAUACUUAACGUUAAACUUGCCUGUAUUACACACUUGUUAACUAGUGUCUUAUUUAUUAGUUUUGCGGCUGAAGAGAAGGGCGGGUUGUGCUGAAGGUGCAAACAUGAAUUAAUUUAAGCCCUUGGCUUUAGCUCACGUCGACAAAGAUCUGUUCAAGACCUGUAGUUUUCCAAUAAUUUAACAAAUGAGGGUAUUUGCAUACGAACUUUGUAAUGUGUUUUAAUAUCAGAUUAAAACUAAAAACAAAAAAAAAAAA
This is a messenger RNA of Mugil cephalus (flathead mullet), 4095 nucleotides long. It is a transcript of the gene gmeb1, whose product is annotated as glucocorticoid modulatory element binding protein 1. NCBI's taxonomy places the organism in Eukaryota, Metazoa, Chordata, Actinopteri, Mugiliformes, Mugilidae. Gene Ontology annotation, cellular component: nucleus. Gene Ontology annotation, molecular function: DNA-binding transcription activator activity, RNA polymerase II-specific; RNA polymerase II cis-regulatory region sequence-specific DNA binding. The transcript has 10 exons. The coding region runs from base 699 to 2513 and encodes 604 amino acids. The record is from RefSeq and is a predicted model, not a curated record. Gene Ontology annotation, biological process: positive regulation of transcription by RNA polymerase II.